AUGAACUUGCAUCAGGACAACUUUGGCACCUUGAACCAAGAGUAUGAUAUCUGUUUGUUAGGUACGGAGAGCUCGGGCAAAACGUCGUUGGUGUUGUACUACAUUCAUAACCGUUAUAUUGAGGAGGAAAAUGCCCCUGAAGAUUUAUAUACAAAAGUGGUUCGGACGGGUCACAGCUACAACGAAGUCACUAUUCUCGACUUGAAUCCGCGGCAAGACAACUAUUCUUCUUCUAGGAAAAGACAGCUCAUGAACAAUUCAGGAAUGGUGUUUGCCUAUUCCAUCACAGACCACCAUUCUUUCCAUGACAUGGAGCAGUUGUAUGAGCAGGUGGUGGAGUUGCGUGGUGGAGAUCAGAUGCCCCCGGUGGUAGUUGUGGGCUUGAAAAGCGAUUUGGAGGAUGAGAGAAACGUCAGUUACGAGGAAGGGAAGCAGUUUUCUGAUCAAAUAGGGGCAUUGAAGUUCUUGGAAGCUAAUUCCCGAUGGGGCACAAAUGUGGACAAGGUGUUUGAGCCUCUUGCGGAGAUAAUCCGCCAGAAAAAGCUGUUUGGCAGACGGUUGUCCCAGGUGGCCAUUUCUCCUAGAAAGUCUCCGCUAGCUUCCACACCUGAAGGACUGCCUAGAAAAGCCAAAAAUCAUAUAGGAAGGAUAGAAGAGGAGGUGGUUAAAUCAGAAGAUUUUCAUUCCGCUGAGGUGGUUCCAGUGAAGCACGAGAGCCCCAGUAAAAAAGAUGAAAGCGUGAUGGAGCAGGUCCAUGAGGACACUAAAAACAGCUCCCGAUGUUGUGUUGUGAUGUGA
Molecule: messenger RNA, 798 nt
Organism: Yamadazyma tenuis ATCC 10573
Lineage: Eukaryota; Fungi; Ascomycota; Pichiomycetes; Serinales; Debaryomycetaceae
Gene: RAS2
Product: Ras2p
Biological process (GO): small GTPase-mediated signal transduction
Cellular component (GO): plasma membrane
Molecular function (GO): GDP binding; GTP binding; GTPase activity
Source: RefSeq, a predicted model, not a curated record